Molecule: messenger RNA, 7804 nt
Organism: Aricia agestis (brown argus)
Lineage: Eukaryota; Metazoa; Arthropoda; Insecta; Lepidoptera; Lycaenidae
Gene: Lar
Product: tyrosine-protein phosphatase Lar
Exons: 27
Coding region: 752-6988 (2078 amino acids)
Biological process (GO): protein dephosphorylation
Molecular function (GO): protein tyrosine phosphatase activity; protein binding
Source: RefSeq, a predicted model, not a curated record
CGCACGCGCCUAGCCAGUGCAGUGACUCACACGUACAGUGAAGUGCUUACGGAGUUGGAAUGCGCAUCUCUGUGUUUUUAGUUUGAAGUUGAACAGUGAGUUUGAAAAGAGGUUUUAUUGACUCUACGGUGCGAAACGGCGACACAUAUGACUCCACGUAUAAACGGUGAAAAAUGUGUUUGAUUGAAAGUACAAACCUCUGUAGUGAUAUCAGACGAACGUAUAUCUGUGAGUGUAAAAAAUCGAGUUGAAAAGACGGAAAAUCGCCAACAAUGGAAUAUGGUUGAACUGUAUACAGAACUGUGCUUCCCGAGGAUCGCUUUAUGCAGUGUAGCACUAUUUGAAACUGAAAUUUUGAGAAAAAAAAGUUGUAAAUAAAUAAUAUAGUUAAACGUUGUCCUUUACAUUUGUAUUUCGAAAUUUUUAAUCAUCGAAGCGGUUGUCGUAUUUUUUGUGAUAAUUCCUAGUAUUAAUAUUAAGUGGCAAAACUCGGUUGUGAUGUGUAUAGUGUAAGUAGUUGUAAGUCUGGACUGGAUCUACUAGUUCUAUUUCUACUGGGGUCUGGGUUCUGAUUCUACUGGGGUAUUCUAAGUCCCCUGGGGUCUGAUUCUGCUGGGGUAUUCUGAGUCCCCUGGUGUCUGAUUCUACUGGGGUAUUCUGAGUCCCCUGGGGUCUGGCGCGGGUGGGCCGCGUGUAAUGUCAGGUAUCUGUGACGUGGCGUUUGGCGCAGGCGCAGGUCGGCGCCAGUAAGAUGCGAUUGAGGCGCCGCGUGCACAUCGCCCUUCUCGCCGCCUGCCUACUCUACCUGACGGGAGCCGACGCCGCCGACGAAGAGAUAAUUGAAACACAGCCGCCAUACGAGAAUGUUACGCAGACGACAGUGGUUGGAGUACCGCCCGUGAACGAUACCGCCAAUAUAUUUAUCCGAUAUCUAACACAUCCGCCCGAGAUAACCAUCCGGCCGCGCAACCUGCAGGUGCGAGCGGGCGGCAUUGCGGCGUUCUACUGCGCGGCGCGCGGGGAUCCCACGCCCAAUAUCCAGUGGCGCAAGAACGGCAAACGUGUCUCAACCAUGCAGUCCCGAUACCAGGUGUCGAGCAUGGACUCGGCGGCGGGGCCGGACGCGAACGGCGCGGUGCUGCGCAUCGACCAGGUGCGGGCGCAGCGCGACGACGCGACAUACGAGUGCGUCGCCGAGAACGGCGUCGGAGAUGCUGUCAGCGCCCUCGCCACACUCACUGUGUUCAAAGCGGACAACGUGCCCCCCGGUUUCCCGUCAAUCGCGACUCCGCCGUCGACCAUGGUGGUGGAGGUGGGCCACACGGCGACCAUCCCCUGCCAGGCGACCGGCAACCCCCCGCCCCGUAUCCGCUGGUUGUGGAACUCCCUGCCGCUGGACGUCGCCUCCAACCCUAGAUACGCGCUGCUCAACGACAAGAUGCAUGGAACCCUACAAAUAGUUAAGAGCGAGGAAGGUGAUCACGGCAAGUUCGAGUGUGUUGCCGAGAACGCCAUCGGUACAGAGUUCUCCAAGCCCACAUCAUUGUACGUCAAAUUGAGGCGUGUGUCACCCCAGUUCUCUAUUCCACCCCCGCCCCGCACGGAGGUGAUGCUGGGCGGGAACCUCACGCUGAAGUGCGUCGCAUUCGGCUCGCCCAUGCCUACCGUUAAGUGGAGGAAAGGUAUGACGACAUGGCUGACGCCCGAGGACAAUCCGCCGCUGGGUCUAAACACGCUCAAGUUGGACAACAUCCGCGAGUCGGCCAACUACACGUGCGAGGCGGCCAGCGUGCUCGGCAUGAUCGAGGCGACCGCUGAAGUCAAAGUGCAGUCUCUCCCAGGGUCGCCGACAGAGGUGCGGGCGUCGGAGGUCACAGCCACCACCGUGCGCCUCGCCUGGACCUACAGCGGGCCCGAGGAGCCGCAGUACUACGUCAUCCAGUACAAACCCAAGUCUGCCAAUCAGGCGUUCAGCGAGAUAUCAGGCGUGAUCACCCAGUACUAUUCUGUCACGAACCUGUCGCCGUACACGGAGUACGAGAUGUACGUCAUCGCCGUGAACAACAUCGGCCGAGGCCCGCCGUCCGCUCCCGCCGUCAUCACCACGGGAGAGACAGUGGAUUCACUAUAUGGAGGAGCGAAACCUGGAUCGGCGCCGAAGAAUGUCCAAGUGCGGCCGCUCAGCUCCAGCACCAUGGUGAUACAGUGGGACGACCCCGACACACCUAACGGACAAGUCACGGGCUACAAAAUUUACUACACGUCAGACCCCUCGCAACCGCUGCAGUCUUGGCAAUCACAGAUGAUGGACAACAACCACCUAACCACGAUCAGCGAGUUGACACCACACACCGUGUACACGAUACGCGUGCAGGCUUUCACCCUGGUGGGACCGGGACCCGUCUCCGCGCCCGUUCAGGUCAAGACGCAGCAAGGAGUACCGUCCCAACCGUCGAAUCUAAUGGCGGUGGAGGCGGGCGAGACGUCUGUGAUGCUGACGUGGCGGCGGCCCGCGCACGCCGGCGACAAUAUCGUGUCAUACGAACUGUACUGGAACGAUACCUACGCCAAGGAGCAUCAUAGAAAACGGAUACCGAUAACGGAGACAUACACCCUCAACGGCCUGUACCCCAACACCCUGUACUACAUCUGGUUGGCGGCGAGGUCGCAGCGGGGGGAGGGCGCCACCACCCCGCCCAUUGCCGUGCGGACGAAACAAUACGUUCCCGGAGCGCCCCCGAUGAACGUGACGGCGGUGGCGAUAUCGCCGACCGCCAUUCGGGUGACGUGGCAGCCGCCGCCGGCGGAGCGCGCGAACGGCCGCAUCGCCUACUAUAAGCUUCUUUGUGUGGAAUCCGGGCGGGGGGAUUCGGAGGCGACGGUGGUUAAGCUGAACCAGACGAGCUUCGUGCUGGACGAGCUGCGCCGCUGGACCGAGUACCGCAUAUGGGUGCUCGCGGGCACCAGCGUCGGCGACGGCCCCGCCUCCUACCCCGUCACUGUCCGCACGCACGAAGACGCUAUCAAGAUGCCCGGGGAGCCGCAAGACGUGAAAGUGACGUCCAUCAACUCGACGUCGAUCCACGUCACGUGGAAACCUCCCCAAGAAAAGGAGAAGAACGGAAUUAUCCGCGGCUACCAUGUACACGUGCAGGAAGUUAGAGAAGAGGGCAAGGGUCUCCUGAACGACCCUAUGCGGUUCAACGUCAUGGACGACGUGACGUUAGAGCUGAACAUAUCCGGGCUGCAGCCGGACACGCGGUACAAUGUGCAGGUGGCAGCGCUGACGCGGCGUGGUGACGGUGACCGCAGUGCGCCGGUGUCGGUCAAGACGCCCGGCGGAGUGCCAAACCGACCCACCGUCAAUCUCAAGAUUUUAGAAAAGGACCCCAUUGUGUCGAUAGAAAUAGAAUGGGCGAAACCAACUCAAACUUACGGAGAAUUGCAAGGCUACAGAUUAAGAUAUGGUAUCAAAGAUCAGCCGCUAGAAGAGCUGAACUUUUCCGGAACCAAAGUUACCUCGCAUAGAAUUAAUGAUUUGGAAAGAGGAGUGCAGUACGAGUUUAGAGUUGCUGGCAUGAACCAAAUCGGCAUUGGACAAGAGACGAUCAAAUAUUGGCUCACCCCUGAAGGUGCGCCCAAAGGACCGCCUGCAAAUGUGACCUACCACUUCCAAACCCCUGAUGUUAUUAGUGUGACCUGGGAUCCACCAACGAGAGCAGACAGAAGUGGCCAGAUCAAGAAGUACGAUAUACAGUUUUACAAAAGAGGAGAUCAGUCCUCCUUAAUCGAGAAGACAACGGAACUCACUAAAGUUGUUUUCACUGGCUUAGAAGAAGACGCGUUUUAUGUGUUCAAAGUUCGAGCAUACACUGAUCAAGGCGCUGGACCAUACAGCAAAGAUAUUACUGCUCAUACAGAAAGAGAUAUUGGCAGGGCGCCUAUGUCGGUAAAGGCGGUUGCAACGUCUGAGUCUGGUGUUGAAGUUUGGUGGGAGCCCGUACCUUCGAGAAAGAAAAUAAUCGGGUACGUUUUAUUUUACACGAUGGCUCCUGUCGCGGAUUUGGAUGAGUGGCAACAAAAAACAGUGCAUAUCACGCACUCUGCAGACUUAGAAAACCUCGAGAAAUUUGCAGAGUAUGCGAUUGCUGUAGCUGCAAAAACCGCCGAAGGUCUAGGAAGGCUAUCCGAAAAGGUUACAGUUAAAGUAAGACCAGAAGAAGUGCCUUUACAUCUUAGAGCACAAGAUGUUUCUACGCACUCUAUGACAUUAUCGUGGUCGCCGCCGUUAAGAUUAAACCCAGUUAGUUAUAAAAUAUCGUACAAUGCCAUCAAAGAAUUUGUAGACUCUUUAGGCAUGACUCAAUCACAAGAAAUACCAAGAAAAGAAAUCAUUGUGAAACAUGACAGAACCUCGCAUUCAAUUAAUGAUUUAUCGCCGUUCACUACGUAUAAUGUUAAUAUAAGUGCCAUUCCUAAUGAUAAUUCGUAUAGACCACCAACCAAGAUUACGGUAACUACACAAAUGGCUGCUCCUAAACCAAUGGUGAAACCUGACUUCUAUGGAGUCGUUGAAAAUGAAAUACUCGUUAUUCUACCUCAAGCGUCCGAAGAAUACGGUCCUAUUUCUCAUUACUACCUAGUUGUUGUACCCGAUGAUAAGUCGCAUAAUCAUAAAAAUCCUGACCAAUUCUUAACAGAUGACCUCAUUAAAAAUAAUGCUCGAACAGAUGAUGAAAACGCACCAUAUAUUGCAGCCAAAUUUUUGCAAAGAAAUAUUUUAUACACCUUCCACCUUGGCAACGACGAAAUGUAUGAAGGAUUUCUCAAUCGAAAACUAAACCCAAGUAAAAAGUAUCGAGUAUUUGUGAGAGCAGUUGUGGAUACACCGCAAAAACAUUUAUAUACCUCAAGUCCGUUUUCGGAAUAUUUAUCAUUAGAUAUGCGAGAAGCGCCACCCGGUGAAGAACCUAGUCGCCCAGACCCGAAAGAUAUCAACGGUGAUCCAGAAAUAAGAAUAGAGGAGAAUAGAAAAGAGGCUGGAAUGGUUUGGGUGAUUGGUCCUAUUAUUGCGGCACUAAUGUUAUCCUUAUGCUUAGUUCUAUUGUUUAUUGUGAAGAGACGAAGACAGCCUUGCAAAACACCUGAUCAAGCAGCUGUUACCAGACCCUUGAUGUCAGCAGACAUUGGCUUCGGAGCACCAUCUGACCCAGUUGAAAUGAGACGAUUGAACUUCCAAACGCCGGCUAUGAUUUCACAUCCUCCAAUUCCGAUAUCCGAAUUGGCCGAGCAUAUCGAUAGACUUAAGGCUAACGAUAAUAUGAAAUUCUCCCAAGAAUACGAGAGUAUUGAGCCAGGACAACAAUUCACCUGGGACCAUUCUAAUAUGGAAGUUAAUAAGCCUAAGAAUCGCUACGCAAACGUAAUCGCUUAUGAUCAUAGUCGAGUAAUACUUCAACCUAUUGAUGGUAUACUAGGAAGCGACUAUAUCAACGCCAACUACUGCGACGGUUACCGUAAACAUAACGCCUAUGUUGCUACCCAAGGCCCACUGCAGGAGACUUUCGCUGACUUCUGGAGGAUGUGUUGGGAACUACGGACUUCGACUAUUGUCAUGAUGACUAAAUUGGAGGAGAGAACGAGAAUUAAGUGCGAUCAAUACUGGCCUAGUCGCGGCAGCGAAUCAUACGGUAUGAUGACGGUAUCUAUUGCCGAAGUUCAGGAGCUAGCUACGUACUGUAUUCGGACUUUCCAAGUGACGAGAAAUGGAGGUGCUGAGCGUCGCGAAAUCAAGCAACUGCAAUUUACGGCCUGGCCUGAUCACGGCGUUCCUGAGCAUCCUGCGCCAUUUUUACAAUUCUUGCGACGCGUGCGUGCUUUAAACCCUCCCGAUUCCGGACCACUCGUCGUGCAUUGCUCGGCAGGUGUCGGUCGUACCGGUUGCUUCAUUGUAAUCGACUCGAUGCUGGAGAGGGCUAGACACGAGCGCACCGUGGAUAUCUACGGUCACGUCACUUGCUUACGAGCCCAACGCAACUAUAUGGUGCAGACUGAGGAUCAAUACAUCUUUAUCCAUGAUGCUUUGCUCGAAGCGGUUAUUAGUGGUGACACCGAGGUGCCAGCUCGUAAUCUCCACCAGCACAUUCAGAAACUGAUGCGAGUCGACACCCUCGAAAAUAUCACUGGAAUGGAAUUGGAAUUUAAGAAGUUGGCUAACAUGAAAGCCGAUUCUACACGAUUUGGAAUUGCCAGCUUGCCUUGCAAUAAGCAUAAAAACAGGCUAGUGCACAUCUUGCCAUACGACACGACUCGCGUUUGCCUCACACCUCGCGAUGGUUCCGAUUACAUCAAUGCCUCCUUCGUCGACGGAUACAGAUACAGAGCCGCCUAUAUUGCUACUCAAGGACCUCUGCCUGAUACCACUGACGACUUCUGGUGUAUGCUCUGGGAACACAACUCCACUAUUAUCGUUAUGCUUACCAAACUAAAAGAAAUGGGACGGGAGAAAUGUCACCAGUACUGGCCGUCUGACCGCUCUGUCCGCUACCAAUGUUUCGUCGUCGAUCCAAUUGCCGAGUAUAACAUGCCCCAGUACAUCUUGAGAGAAUUCAAGCUAACUGACGCUCGCGACGGCGCGUCCCGGACGGUGCGACAGUUCCAGUUUAUCGACUGGCCGGAGCAGGGCGUGCCCAAGAGCGGCGAGGGCUUCAUCGACUUCCUAGGCCAGGUCCACAAGACUAAAGAGCAGUUUGGCCAGGACGGACCUAUCACGGUGCAUUGCAGCGCGGGAGUGGGCCGCACGGGCGUAUUCAUAACGCUGUCGACGGUGCUCGAGCGCAUGCAGUACGAGGGCGUGGUCGACGUAUUCCAGACCGUGCGCACGCUCCGCACGCAGCGCCCCGCCAUGGUGCAGACGGAGGACCAGUACGAGUUUUGCUACCGCGCCGCCCUCGAGUACCUCGGCUCCUUCGACCACUACGCGAACUGACGAUGAGACCUACUCGUCUAAACUCACUGUUAGGAACCCUCUCGUUUCCACCCUAUACUAUUGUCUACGACUAUUAGAUUCAAAUUUACAAAAAAUUAAACUUAGAAUUGUUGCAUUUAAAAAAACGCGCGCAUUCAUCAUUCCCGCGCUGUCAUCUGUUAUAUCUGACGUUUAACGUUCCAUUUUCAAAUCAUCGUCAGGGUUCCGGCAAGUUGACAGUUUUAAAAUAUAUACGACUGAUUGUAUUUUCAUUCACCGUUGUAUACUUAAAGGCUUAACAUAAUAUACGAGUGCCUAGGAAAAGUUACUUAUGAUGUAUAUCUACGACCACUGUAAUCAUGAUUGUGAGAUGAAGGGUAACCUAUAUAAUAUUAGCCCUAUCUACAUAGAUAUACUUUAUACGCGGUUCUAGCUAUUUUUAUCUAUAUAAGAACAACGUUAAACAAUGUGAGAACGUCGCAUUUAUCGUAAGAGAGUUUCGGAUAUAAAUAUCGUAUUAUGCCACGAAAUAUUGUUUGCUUAUACCUUAUUAGAGAACACACUGCGCUUAGAGACUUUACGCGGUUGAACACGUAUCAUGGUGUGUAAUGUAAAAAUAGUUAUUGCAGCUGUAAUUAGGAGUUUAUUUUUCAUAUCGGGUGUUAAAUAUGUUAGGUAGCGUAAAUUGUAACUCGUUUCAUAAUUGCAAUACAAAAAUAUUAGACGAAUCGGCUGUGUCGUGUGGAAUAUGUCAUGUGAGUAGAUCAUAAUUAUUAAUCUUGUGUAAAUCUUUUAAUUUUAAUUCCUGUAUCCCACGAGUAUCUCUUGCCCGUAUUU